CCUUAUGACCGGGCUCCUUGGCCGGAGGUAGCCCAGAAAAAUUGAUAGCGGAACUCGUACUAAUAUCAACCAAUUAGCAUGUGGAUCUCGUUGGAGGCAGGCUAAGAAAACAAUAGUAAUUUGAAGAGAAGUUGUUGAACCAUUGCAAUAGCAACGCAACAUAAAAUUAUCAGCACUAAAAUGGCCAUUCUGAAAACUUAGUUAACAAAGCUAAAAUGUAAACAUAUUAAAUUGAAGAAAAGAGCUAGUUUAUCUCCAAUUGUUCAAACAUUCUGAAUUAUUUUCAUAAAGGCUACCCACAACCCAGAAGCUAAAAGUCAAGGGGUUAAAUGCUAAAUGAUCUUUUAAAUCAGAUACAACUAUGGAAUCCCAACAAAUAAUCCCUCCUGCAAUUUUCAGUUUUAUGCUUAAUAAGUCUUAACUUAUGAACACUUAAACUUAUUUUCCAUUUAAUUUGCAAAUUUACACAUCUUUUCCUUCUCCUCCAAACCAUCUAGUUCUCUCACACAGUGUACUCUUAAGAUUUUAAAAUCUUAAGAUUUUACAAUUCAAAUCUAUGAGUCACACUAACCACUAUCGACCAUCAUCAAUUCACGUCAACGUAUUAAUCAUCAUCGAAUCACCAUUUCCCAACAUUAACUUUGAUAAAUUGGAACAUUAACCUUGAGAAAUUAUCAUUGUAAGUGUUACGUAUUUUGUGUUAUUCAUGAUUUUUCUUAUUAAUAAUAUUUUUUAUUCGUUUUUAUAUGGACCUUAAUCCUACGAUUUUACUAUUCGAUUUUAUGAUUCCGAUUUUACCCCCAUUUUUUAUUUUAUGUAAAAUCCCACUUUUGACAGCUAGUCAUAUGUUGCACAUACUACCAGAAUAGGGCAACAUUACAUGUUUUUGUAUGAACGAGGAGGGUAUACAUGGAAUCAAGUUGAAUAAGGAAAAGGAAACGAGACAUUCUUGGAAUAGGAAAACCGAUCACGCGCAGAAGAGAAAAACGUUGCAUCCUAUUCGCUUUGGACUCGAAAAUGAGAAUUGCAUACAUAACAACUAACAGGCGGACCGAUCUUUACUUUUGUUUGUCCCCCCUUCAAUCAAUUCAUUCAACCGACAUGCCGUUGGAGCUCGAAAUAACCACCAUUAUUUCCGCGACACCCACAUACUGCAUCUACUCCAGGCCAACAACACUUCAAUCAUCAUGGAGACAGUUGAGGCGCAGUCCUAGAAGUGAGCACUCGAUCUGUCCUCUCUGACAUCGUACGGCUUCCAUGCCUCUCUUUUCGAUCCCGAGAGCAAACGAAUUCGCACCACAUUGUGGCUGCGAAGUCCCACGUGGCACGCACUGUGGAAGAACUAUAGGGUAAUUAGCGCCCACCUGGGGUCGGUUCAAUCACAUGUGUCCUUCGACCCCAGCAAGGCAUGGUUCUGCAACGGUUUGGCCGACCGGGUCAUAAAGAUAUGGGACGUGGCGAGCGGGAGGAUAAGCAUACGUUGACAGGAUACGUAGGUCAAGUACGAGGCUUGACUGUGAGCCGGAGCCACACCUACAUGUUCUCUGGCGGGGAAGACAAACAAGUCAAAUGUUGGGACCUAGAACAGAAUAAGGUCAUUCGGUCCUACGUCGGCCACCUCAGUGGCGUCUAUUGCUUGGCUCUUCACCCGACCAUCGACGUCUUGCUCACCGGCGGACGUGACUCUGUGUGCCGCGUGUCGGACGUACAAACCAGGAAACAAAUCUUUUCCCAAGCCCUACAUGAAGAGACAGUGUGCUCGGUGUUGGCCCGUUCGAUGUAUUCAUAGGUGGUCACGAGCUCGCACGACUCGACUGUCAAGUUUUGGGACAUCAGGUACAGCAUAGCCAUGCUGAAUCUGACGACCAACUUGAAAUUGUACAUUUAGGUAUAGUUACAAGUUUGGGUUGUAUCAUAUAAGAAUUUUUUCGAAAGUGUAGGAGUUAAUAUAAUGGUCCAACCACAAGAUUGCAAGCAAAUAAGUUUAAAGAGCCUAUACAAGCAUAUUUGGUAGCAUAUUUUCCUUAUCUUGAGGAAAAUUAGCUCAAAGAAUGAUUUAUCAAAUCAGUGCUAGUCCAAGAAAAGAUUGAAGAAGCCUCAAGACCACCAACCCAAUUACUUCAAGCUUAAAUCAUCAAAAUUCAAUCUUUAACCUUCCAACACUGUUCCAAGUAUCUCGAGAUUGAAUUCGAAUUUCGUGAUCGUGUCAAUAAGAAAAUCAACUUCAUGUACGCUAUCUUCAAGCUACUGAUAAGUUGGAGGAUGUACUCACCAAACCACUCACUUUACUACCAUUUCGUCAAUUCUGAUCCAAGUUUCACCUCUCAGAGGUUCCACUUCGGGGGCUUGAUAGAGUAAACAUAUCUCUGAAGAUUUCGGUUGGACUUUGUCACUCCACAUCUUUGUGUUUCUUUUUAAAGUUUUAUUUAUUUAUUUAUGUUUUAAAGAUUGACUCGUUGAAUCCCAAUCAAAGGCCAAUUGUAACCUCCGACCGAGUGUAGCAUAGAGGAAGCAAUAUUAUCAACCUGGUAACGUUACUUCGGUUUCGGUUUGUUAUUUAGCCAAACAAUAGUUGAAGUUUAAGAAUCCAAACUAACCUAACAAUUACAACUACUAUAAUAUAUUAACUACAAGGUGGGAGCUCACUUAGGCAAGAAUCCCCUAGUUCAAAUAGAUUAGGUUGAUGUUGAAUACUACCCUAGAUUGAUUGACUCGAUAAUUCUAUCGUGAAGAAUCCUAGACUCACUUGGACCCCCAUUCGAGGCAUCCAAGACCAAGCUCACCUAAGAUGAACAACCCGGAGGGAGAUCAAGUUACAAAAUGAGUAAUUUACUCAAAUAUUGACAUUUGAGAAAUGUGGGCAUCUUCAAAUGUAUUGUUUUUUAAAAAUCUUAAGAUGAGUCACUUGUAUAAUGUUAUCAUUUUGUCGCUACAAUUAAUAUGUAUCAUUAUCUUGUUUCCCAUCACAAUAAAACUAACAAUGUAAUACAUGGUUUUGUACUGACUCAGCUGAUCGUACCAUAAAGAUAUGAGAUGUGGCCAAUGAGAGGUGAAAGUACUCACUGACUAGACACACUGACAAAUAGGAGGGGCUCAGCUAAUCGUACCAUAAAGAUAUGGAACGUGGCCAGCGGGAGGUUACACAUUGCCUGGACACACUGAACAAAUACGAGGUAACUAAUGAGAUAAAACAAAAGACUUCAGAAGGGUUCCAACAUAAAAGCAUUAAUCCGUUGAGCUAGUACAAAACCAUGUAUGAUGUUUUCAUUAUACAAUUUUAUCAUUUUGUUGAUACAAUUAAUAUGUUUCAUUAUCUUAUUUCCUAUCACAAAACAACGUAAUACAUGAUUUUGUACUGGCUUAGCUGAUCGUACCAUAAAGAUAUGAGAUGUGGCCAGUGGGAGGUUAAAGUACACAUUGACGGUACUCAUUAAACAAAUACGAGGUAACUAAUGAAAUAGAAACAAAAGACUUCAUAAGAGUUCCAACAGAAAAGCAUCAGAUGUUUAUUUUGCUGGUGGGUUUUACGUUGUGCCGACAUAUUGUAAUUUUGAUGUUAUUGAGCGGUGGGAGAAAUAAAGAAUGAGGUAUAAGGUCUUGUCAAGGACGGCUUGUGAUAUAAUUGCCUUUGUUUUAAUUCUAUUUUCUUUUCUCUUUUUCCUUGCAUGCAUCGACCAAGAAUGAAAUUUUUUUGAACUAAAGUUUUCUUAAUGCAUUGGGUUAGUUCUAUUGAUUUUUCUCUUUUAGGGUCUUUAAUCUCAAAAAUCAAAACAUGACGCACGGAAAGUAGCUCUUAGGUUUGAUCUUCAUUAAGAAACAUUGAGAGAGAGUCCCCGGACUCACAAUUAAUAUGUUUCAUUAUUUCGUUUCUUAUCACAAUAAAACUAAAUACGUAAUACAUGGUUUUGUACUGGCUCAACUGAUCGUACCAUAAAGAUACGAGAUGUGGCCAGUGAGAGGUUAAAGUACACAUUGACGGUACAUAAUGAACAAAGACGAGGUAACUAAUGAAAUAUAAGCAAAAGACUUCAUAAGGGUUCCGACAAAAAAACAUUGGGUGUUUAUUCUGCCGGUAGAUUUUAAAUGGUGCCGACAUAUUGUAAUUUUGAUAUUAUUGAGCGGUUGAAGGAAGAAAAAAUUAGUUAUAAGGUCUUAUCAAGGAUGGCUUGUGAUAUUUUGACUAUUCCUAUAACUAUAGUUUUCUCAGAAGCUGUCAUUAAUACUGAAAGGAGGAGUAUUUUAUCCAAGUCUUAGGACAUUGUAAAAAAGAAAAAAUAGUUCAAGCUCUUCUUUAAUUCCAAUUUCAUAUAAUUGCCUUUGUUUUAAUUCUAUUUCCUUUUCUCUUUUUCCUUGCAUGCAUCGACGAAGAAAGAAGUUCUUGUUGAACAAGACUUUUCUUUAUACAUUGGGUUAGUUUCUAUUAAUUUUUCUCUUUUAGGCUCUUUAAACUCAAAAAUAGAAACAUGAAGCUCGGAAAGUAGGUCAUGGGUUUGAUCUUCAUUAAGAAACACAGAGAGAGUCCUCAGACUCUACCAUUUCAUCGACGCUAAUUACGAUUGGCAUUGCACACUAUCAAGGUACAUUGUAGAAAAGAAAGCUAAAUGGGAAUGGAUCGUAUUGCGGUGAAUGGAGGAGAUAAUGUAUAUUGGGAAAUCCCUCUAAAUAGAGUUCAGAAAUAGCGGUAUCUAAAGGACAAUCGAAUCAUCUAUGUUGUUGACACUAGGGUAAGGUAUCUUUUUUCUUGUUCUAUGUCUAAAUCUUUAUAGAAUAAUAAAGUAUUGAUUGAAUUAGGAAGAAUCAGCCACAUGUCCUAGGUGAUCUGAUUUAUUUUGCCUUGGUGCUUGUUAAUAAUUAAAAAGGGGAAUAAGAUAAAUUGUGUUUCAUAUCCACAAUCUAAUUCAACAAAAUCCAUCAUGAAAUCCAAUAAGCAAACAAUGGUUUGGCUAAGACCCUAAUGAACUAAUUCUAUGAUAAAUUCAUGAUUUUAUA
Linum trigynum is the source of this 4989-nucleotide messenger RNA. The record is from the annotation of a GenBank genome assembly. Lineage: Eukaryota; Viridiplantae; Streptophyta; Magnoliopsida; Malpighiales; Linaceae.